Messenger RNA from Chiloscyllium plagiosum (whitespotted bambooshark), 368 nucleotides. Lineage: Eukaryota; Metazoa; Chordata; Chondrichthyes; Orectolobiformes; Hemiscylliidae. The record is from RefSeq and is a predicted model, not a curated record.
GUGGUGGGUGGGAAUGGCUGUGUGCUGGCCAAUCGGGUGGCGAACUUGCGGUGGCCUGACGGCGGCGCGAGCUCGAGGGGCCGGAUGUUGGCGGUUGUUCUCCGGGCGGUUGUGUGUGGGCGCGGCUGUGGGGUACCGACUGCCGCCCGGAUAUGUAGCAGGCGGAGCUACUGCAGUGCAGACAGUGAUGGUGCCAAAACACAAGAGCUUAAGAUUCCCAAGAUCUACACAAAAACAGGAGACAAAGGGUUUUCCACCAUCUUCACUGGAGAGCGCAGGCGAAAGGAUGAUAUUAUAUUUGAAGCUUUGGGCAGUACAGAUGAAUUGACGUCUGCCAUUGGGUAAUUAACUUAAUAUCUUACAGAAUA